Lachancea dasiensis is the source of this 1563-nucleotide messenger RNA. Lineage: Eukaryota; Fungi; Ascomycota; Saccharomycetes; Saccharomycetales; Saccharomycetaceae. The record is from the annotation of a GenBank genome assembly.
AUGAGCUCAACGAGUCAUGAUUUCAAAGAGCUAUGCUUCUGGUGCAGGCUAGGGGACCUGGAGAAUGUUGAUAGGCUCAUUUCAAAAGGUGUCAAUGUGAAUAGUAUCGAUGAAUUCAACAAUUCUCCUCUUUUUCUCGCCAGUUUGUGUGGCCAUGAAGAAUUGGUUAAGCUUCUGUUGCAACGUGGAGCCGUAUGCGAUAGAGAUAGGCAUGAGGGAGCACGUUGUAUAUACGGGGCCCUAAAUGAUUCUAUAAGGAAUAUUCUGCUAAAGUACGAUAUCUCUAAAGCUGUUGAUUUAAAGCAGCCCUUUGCCUCACACUUAUCUUCGCAACUAAGCGACACUUCUCUCAAAAGCCAUGACAUUAUUUUGCGUUUUGCCAACAAGAAAGAAAUUAGGUUACACCGAUUUCUUCUCGCUACGAGAAGCAACUACUUUGCGCAACAAUUACACGGACCUUGGUCUGGAUAUACCGUCGCCGAAAUGCCCCAGGAUGCACCUCCUGUCGCUAUAGACAUUAUAUCGGGGUAUGUGUAUCUUGUUCCACUUUUACACAAUCUGAAUAAACAAGAGAGCGACUGGUUGUUGCAGUUUUGCGAGGAACUCGGCUUUUCUAGUCUUGCUGACUUCGUUAAACGUUCAAGGCUCUUGGCCGACCAAGCUCAAAUCACGAAGUUAAUGACCGAAUACCAACACACUUUUACUGAAGAGGCAAGGGGGCAGAUGGGGGCGCUUGUCGAGGAUAUAUUCAAGCAAAGGUUGAAAGUAAAGUUGAUUGACGAGUUCCCAACCUCGCGUGUAGACAUUCCGAGAGAAGGCUCCGUCAUUCCCGAUGUCUAUGUGUUGGUAAAGAACAGCGAUGAAGCAAAAAGUGGACUCCUCUACCCUUGCCACAGGUCGAUACUUGCCAGAUCAGACUAUUUUCAUGUGAUGUUCUCUUCAAGUUUUGGAGAAGCUUCAUCUUACCAGCUAACAACGGAGGGUGUGGUCGACAGGACCAGCCCAUUUCCAGUCGUUUCAUUUCCAAAUUGUGAACCUUCAGUAGCAGAACUUAUUCUAUGUUACCUUUAUUUUGACAAAACAGAUGUUCCAUGGGAACUUGCUAUCGCGGUCUUAAAGGCGGCAGAUUCCCUCAUGAUCGAUCGUCUCAAGACAAUGGCAGCGGUUUCAAUAACUCAAUCAAGCGAAUUUCUCAGCGUUUACUCAGUUUUCGACAUACUUCAUACAGCCUGGGAGUUUAGACUUGAGAGAUUAGAACACCACGCGGCAAAAAUAAUUGCCGACCAGAUUGGAUACUAUACUUCUCAACCACAGCUCAAAGAGGUAAUCUUAGAAAGUUGCGAUAGACUGCAGGCACGAGAGGAAACAGACACUAUCGAGUUGGUAGACGAUAUCAGAUAUUAUCUUAUGAAAAAAUAUAAUGUUGAUGCUGACGAUUUAGAUGACUUGAAAUGGAGUGAAAAUUUAAAAGGCGGUUUCGAAGAAAGUGAGGAGCUCAGGUUGUACCAGCACGAUUACAUAAUGCUCGAUGAUAUUUUGCAAGAAUUGGGUCUUGAAGCCUGA